Molecule: messenger RNA, 1825 nt
Organism: Tricharina praecox
Lineage: Eukaryota; Fungi; Ascomycota; Pezizomycetes; Pezizales; Pyronemataceae
Exons: 4
Coding region: 71-1786 (571 amino acids)
Biological process (GO): endocytosis; endoplasmic reticulum to Golgi vesicle-mediated transport; intra-Golgi vesicle-mediated transport
Cellular component (GO): Golgi apparatus
Molecular function (GO): protein binding; GTPase activator activity
Source: RefSeq, a predicted model, not a curated record
CGCCGCACGACCCGACCACCGCCGCCCGCCCCCUUAGAGUACUCGCCCGCCCGCCCGCACGCUCGCCGCGAUGUCCUCGAUGCUCAACAAACGCCAGCAAGCGCGCAACGAGAAGAUCUUGCAAGACCUGAUCAAGAGUGUUCCCGGCAACGACCGAUGCGCCGACUGCGGGACCCGCAAUCCAGGUUGGGCUAGUUGGAGUUUGGGCAUAUUCUUGUGCAUUCGCUGCGCAUCGCUACACCGGAAACUGGGCACGCAUGUGUCGAAAGUUAAGAGCAUCUCGAUGGAUGCUUGGACGAAUGAGCAGGUGGAGAGCAUGCGGAAAAAUGGUAAUGCGAGAUCGAACACAUACUUCAACCCCGACCCGCAUAAGCACCCACCACCGCUAUCGCAGGAGGAUGCCGACAGCCACAUGGAGCGGCAUAUCCGCGCGAAAUACGAGUACCAGACCUUCCGGCGUGAAGGGAACGGUGCAGCGCCGAGUUCGAGCGCGGCUGCUGCGGUUAGUGGUGGGGGGUCGAGCACGGCGAAGUCUUCGUCCUCGUCGGGGAGACGAAAGUUGGGAUUGGGAUUGUUCCGUUCGUCGUCGCCUGGUGGCCAGGGGAAGGUGAAUCAGAUUCUGGGUACCAACAACGCGCCGUACACGGAUAGUCGUCCGCCGCCGGGGCCCGUGGUGUUCCCACACGGUAUGGCGGCGCCGACGCUGUUCGAGCUCUAUGGUGAGCAGAUUAAGAAUCUCUCCGAGAUGGGGUUUACGGAUGUCAACCAGUGCAUUGAGGUCCUCAAGCAGACGGAUGGGAAGAUGAUGGAUGCCGUCGAGAUCUUGAUACGGCUCAACAAGGCAGAGGAUCGACGACCAGAACCCCCCCCAAAGAACGGGUUGACCGUCCAGUCACACAAGAGCGGGCCCGCGGCGGUGCUCCGUCACAGUGUCAAUUUGACGACCACCCCCGCGUCGUCGUCGUCGUCGAAUCCCUUCGAAGAACUGGAUAAAGAGCAGCCUCCGCUCCCGCCACUCCCACUCUCACAGGCACGCACGGGAGGAAGCAUGCCGUCCGUCCAGCCAAUGUUCUUCCAGCAGCAACAGCAACAUCAACAGCAGCAGCAACAGUACCCCGUGCAGCAAGCAUGGCACUCACAGCUCCUCGGGUACCAGCAGCAGCAGCCACAGCAGCAGUUCGCAAUCCCUCAAAACAACAAUAACCCCUUCGGCGUCGCACCAACCCCGACAGCACCGAUGCAAUACCCCGCCUCCACCGGAUCCUCCUACAAUCCGUACAUGUCGGCGCUCCCCUCACCGGCAAACCCCUACCAGCAACAAUUCCAGCAGCCACAACAACUCCAGCCACAGCAACUCCAACCACAACAACUCCAACCACAACAACUGCAAACAAACCCGUACCAGCAAUUCCAGCAGCCACAACCACAAUUCCAGCAGCAGCAGCAGCAGCAACAACAACAACAGCAGCAGUUCUUCUCACCGCAGCAACACCAGCCGCAACCGCAAAGCAUCGACAAAUCGCAAAUCCUGGCGCUGUUCAACGCACCGCAACUCGCGCCGCCCAGGAGCGAGCUGCAGAUCGAAGUCACCGGUAGCCAGCCCCCACCACAACCCCCGCAACCCCAGCAAAUGCAAAUGCCCCAGGCUGCAAGCAAUAACCCGUUCCUCCCCGUUGCCGUCCAGAACCAGAGUCACCGCAGCCAGGAGAGUGUUGACUUCGGCGCCUGGCAGAGCGGGAGGCAUAGUCCGGACGCGUUUGCGAGUCUGGCGUUUGGCGGGAGGUAGUGUUGCAUAUUUCGUCUGGGUGGGUGGGUUGGUGGGUCG